This is a messenger RNA of Parasteatoda tepidariorum (common house spider), 2120 nucleotides long. RefSeq names its product Hen1 methyltransferase (gene Hen1). Gene Ontology annotation, molecular function: O-methyltransferase activity; RNA methyltransferase activity. NCBI's taxonomy places the organism in Eukaryota, Metazoa, Arthropoda, Arachnida, Araneae, Theridiidae. Gene Ontology annotation, cellular component: nucleus; cytoplasm. Gene Ontology annotation, biological process: piRNA processing; RNA methylation; siRNA processing. The record is from RefSeq and is a predicted model, not a curated record.
GCAGCCAGAAACGAACGACAUAAACAAACCACUAAGUUGCUGCUCUAAAAACUUUUUUUUAUUUUAUGUGAAAUUAAAACAAAUAAAUUACUUUUACAAAUUAAAUAAUUUGAACACUAAAAAAUAAAUAUGAUUAAGAACGAAAUCUCAUGCAUUUAUUAUGAACAUCCUUAGACAUGUUUGUCCUAUUCAUGUAAAGAAAAAUUGAUAUAGUUUGAAUGCAAAUGAACUGAAGAUGUCUGAAAGUUCAAACAUUGAUAGCUUAAAAAAUGCAGCUUCAGAAAAUAAUAAAGAAGCAAUAAUCGAACAAAGUGGUCCUGUAUUUGAUCCUCCUGUUUAUAUGCAAAGAUACACAUCAGUUAGAGACACAUUAUUUAAACUUCCUGGUAUAGAAAAAGUUGUUGAUUUUGGAUGUGCUGAGGGAAAAUUUGUGAAAUAUUUGAAAAAACUUCCUUUUGUUACAGAAAUAGCUUGUGUAGAUGUUUUAGAACAUGCUUUAGAAAACACAGUUCGUUGUGCCAGGCCAACAGCAUGGGAUUAUGUAUUUAAACGUCACCAACCCUUAGAUAUUAAAAUUUUCAAAGGAAGUGCUUUGGAAAAAGAUAGUAGAUUUAAGAAUUUUAGUGCAGUAACAUGCAUUGAAUUAGUGGAACAUCUACAGCCUCAAGAUUUGUUACCUCUUACAAAAAAUAUAUUUGGUUUCAUAAAACCUAAAGUUGCUAUUUUCACCACUCCGAACAGUGAGUUUAAUGUUCUUUUUCCCAAUCUGCAAGGGUUUCGUCAUUGGGACCAUAAAUUUGAAUGGAGUAGGAAGGAGUUCAAAGAUUGGUGCCAAAGCAUCCUUGAUGAUUAUCCAGACUAUACAGUGAGAUUUGAUGGGAUCGGUGAGCCUCCUCCGGAAUCUUCAUCUCUGGGCAGUGUAUCCCAAGUAGCAAUAUUCACUUUAAAGCCUCCAUAUAAUAAUGUCUGUGAUAAUAAUACAGAGUGUGGUGAAGUUUAUCAUCUGGUUGAUGAAUUUCACUAUCCUGGCCGCUCAAACAAUGAUGCCAAAGUGACUUGAUGUGUAUAGAGUUCAAAGCUAUAUAUAUAUAUAUAUAUAUUUGUUAAUUGAUACACUUAAAACUUUUUCGUCCAUUUAACGGUGCCUAUUUACUUUUUAUUACUCAUUUACUGUCAUUCAAUGUGGCAUUAUCAUGCUUAUACAAAUAGCGAGAUUUUUGUAAGACUUUUACAUGGCACUUUUGUUUUUAAUUUCAUUGCAUCGUUUCAGAAAUUAUCCUUUAAUUUCAAAUUGACAAUUCUAAAAUUCCUAUUAUCCUUCUAAACUAUUACUCAAAACUCUAUUUAAACUAAGCUAAAAUGCUGUAUUUUUAUUCAAGUAUAAUUUAAAGUUAGAAUAGUGUUUCCUUAAUAGUAUGUUUUUACUAUAUCUUGCUAUAUCUUAAUCAAUUUCAUAAUAUAAUGAAAAUGUAGUCGAAUUGGUAUAUAUAAAAUAGGGAAUCUGUGUGUCCCUACAAUAUUAAAAACAAUGAGAUUGAUUCUAUUCUCUCUUUAAAAAAUUUUUAUUUUUAUGUUCUAUGCUUUGAAUAUUUUUAUUUCUAAUAAUGUUCUUUUAAUAAAUAAACUGUUCAAAAAAAUUAUACUUUAUAGAUAGCUAUUGAGACAUCACAGUAUGUUUACUCCAACCUAAUUUAUUUUAUGUUAAUAAUAAAAAAAAAUUCAUAAUAAUAAUGUAACUAAUUAAUUCUUUCUACAAAAUUUAAAAUUUUUUAAACAGUGUAGAGAGUUACUACAAUAUGUUUUCUUCAACAAAAUUUUCUAUUUGUAAGAAAUAAUUACAUUUUAAUUAAAAUUAUGGUAAAUUUUAGUCAUAAAUUUUAAAUUAAGAAAUAAUUACAUUUUUGAACCUUGUCAUAAUAAUCAAGUUAAUUAUAACUUCUACAAGACUUAAAAUUGUUUUAAUAUAGUAAAAAGUUAUGAAAAGUAACCACAAUAUGUUUUUGUCAACACUAAAAAAAUUCUCUCUCUUUCUCUGAUAAGCAAUAAUCAAAUGUGUCUUAACUGAGAAAAUUAAUUUAUAAAUUUUACUAAAUAAGAACAAUAAAAUACAUUUGAAAUUA